AUGCCAAAUAUAACCCCAUACAUUUCUAAAUAUGAGCCAGGACAAUUUGAUGACGCACCUGAAGAUCACGAUGAUUUUACUAAACAGUAUAAUCGAUUAAGACGAAAAUUACAAGUAAAUGCGUCUGGAGCAUCGGUAGGAUCAGCUAAGGGUCAAAUAACACCUGUCGUUAUUAAUUCUAAAGGAAAUACAUUAUCAGUAGUUCGAGGAGUAUCAGCCGAAUCUAGAAAAAAAGCUGUUGAGACUAAAUUGCAAGAUCAAAUGAAAAGUUUGAGCAAAUACAUAAAAAGAAUUCAUCUUGACGAAAUUCCAGAUGGUCAAAUAUCUGUUUCGGUAACUAAUGAUAUCAAGAUGAGCAACAAAAAGGCACAAGGCGACAAGCAAAAGAAUAGCGAUAAAUCAGAUCGUGCUACUGUGGAACAAGUUUUGGACCCUCGCACGAGGAUUAUUCUAUUCAAGAUGAUAAAUCGUAAUAUAAUUUAUGAAAUCAAUGGAUGUAUAAGUACUGGGAAAGAGGCAAAUGUUUAUCAUGCAAGAACAGAAGAUGGUGCUCAGAGGGCCAUUAAGGUUUAUAAAACUUCAAUUUUAAUAUUUAAAGAUAGAGAUCGUUAUGUUACAGGAGAAUACAGAUUUAGACAUGGUUAUAGCAAACAUAAUCCAAGAAAAAUGGUUAAAUUAUGGGCGGAAAAAGAAAUGAGAAAUUUAAAAAGGUUAUGGCAAUCCGGUAUUCCGUGUCCUGAACCUCUUGUAUUAAGAUUGCAUGUUUUAGUUAUGAGUUUCCUUGGAGACAAAAAUGGAUGGGCAUACCCUAGGUUAAAAGAUGCUGUAAUCCAUUCUGACAAAUAUCCAGAGUUAUACUACCAACUUGUAAAGAAUAUGAGAACAAUGUAUCAUAAAUGUCGUUUGGUUCAUGCUGAUUUAAGCGAAUAUAACAUUUUAUAUCAUUCUCGGACUUUGUACAUAAUUGAUGUGUCCCAAUCAGUAGAACAUAGUCAUCCACACGCUCUUGAAUUUUUAAGAAAAGAUAUUUCAAAUGUUACAGAAUAUUUUAAGAAGAAAGGCGUGAAAACCAUGAGUAUAAGAGAAUUAUUUGAUUUUAUCAUUGAUGUUAAUAUUGGAUUAGAUGAGGAGCAGGUUGAAGCUGAACUUGAUAAGAUCCAAGAAGGAUUAACUUCUCAACAAGAAACCUCGACAUCAUUAAAUGAUGACCCUGAUAAAAUAUCUAAAGAUUUGGUCGAUGAAGAAGUUUUUAAGAAAUCUUUUAUCCCGAGAACCUUGGAUGAUGUAUUUGAUGUUGAAAGAGAUACUUUGAAAGUUUCCAAAGGCGAAGGCGAUGAUAGCAAGGUAGAAAACAUUUCACAUGUAAUUGAUCAAGAUGAUGAAAGCGAAGAUGAUAUACAAGAAGAAGGUUCUGAAGACGAAGAAAGUGAAGGAGAACGGAUAUCUAAGAAAAAUUCUAGAGGAAAACGGAAUGAGGACAAGGAAGCUAAAAAAGAGCGAAAGAAAGUUGCAAAAGAAGAAGCAAGAGAAAAAAGAAAGAAUAAAAUGCCUAAAGCUGUUAAAAAACGUAAAGUUAAGACUACAUCUGGAAAAAAAUCCAAAUAA
This is a messenger RNA of Funneliformis caledonium, 1605 nucleotides long. The record is from the annotation of a GenBank genome assembly. Lineage: Eukaryota; Fungi; Glomeromycota; Glomeromycetes; Glomerales; Glomeraceae.